AUGGACAUGCCUUUCGAUCUUUCGCAAAACAAAGCCAAGCAGACGGCCGAGAACUGUCUAGAAUACAGAUCAAACUUCAAGAACGACGCUGCGAUUAACGAGCCUCUUGAUCUUCGCAUUUCCUACAAAAAGAAAUUAAUGAUUGUGGAGCGAGAAGCUCAGCAGAAGCAGUUGUUUGGAUCUGUAGAUAAACUUAGGGAAGUUCAUAAGUCGCGCUUAUUUCGGUAUUUUGAUAGGCCUAAUGAAUCUUGGCAGAAACACUUAUUUCGGUCUGUUGAUAGGCCUAAUGAACCUUGGCAGGAACACUUAUUUCGGUCUGUUAAUAGGCCUAAUGAGCCUUGGCAGAAACACUUACUUGGAUCUCUAGACAGGCCUAGUGAAGCCCAGAAGCCACACUUGUUUGUAUCUGUAGACAGACCCAAACCUCGAAACUUUCAUUCGGAAGAAACACUUGACCCUCAAUCUCUGUCAACCCUAUCAGAUGUAACAUAUCAACAUCCCCUUCAUCCUACGUACCAAACCCAGCAUCAGAAUGCACUCUUCAAAGACGUACCAAACAAUAUGAUUUCUUCCUUUCUACCACGCUAUCCUUUUCUUGGAUCGCUGUUUAAUAACCCUUCGUCGAUCGAAUUUGUUAGAGCACACAUGGAUAACCUGGGAAAUCCCAUUCCAGAUCUGCUGCAGCCCCAACCCAGCAAAGGUAAAGAUCGUUAUACCUGUAAGUUCUGUGGAAAGCUGUUUCCUCGAUCUGCAAACCUAACUCGCCAUCUUCGUACUCAUACUGGAGAACAGCCGUACAAGUGCAAUUACUGUGAGCGAUCUUUCAGCAUUUCUUCGAACCUUCAACGUCACGUCCGUAACAUUCAUAAUAAAGAAAAGCCCUUCAAGUGUUCGCUAUGUGACCGUUGUUUUGGGCAGCAGACUAAUUUGGAUCGCCAUCUUAAGAAGCACGAAUCAGAUGGUCCAACAAUCCUGGAUGAUUUUCCAAAAACUCAUAGCGUGCAGCACAAGAAUGAGAAAUGUUUUGCAGAUAUUCGUAAUUUGAUCGGGAAAGUAAAGGAAAACACUUCUGAAGAAGCAAGGAAUGUGGCGACAUUACAAUCUACUUUUAGUAUGGUAAAUCAGAUGAGCAGGCAGGCGAUUUCAUCAUCUCCAACGCAUAAUAACUCGACUUCUCAGCUGGAACUAUCGCCAGGAAGAGACAGUCUGUGUACGGAAAGUUCAGUGAAGAAAACAAGGCUAGAUUCUGGAGGUGAUUCUCCUUUAUCCACAACAACUUCAUCAUCAAAGAGCUCAGUUUUAACAGCAUGCGAAUUAGAAAACGAUGACGGAAGAAGUUCGCCUCGCUUGAGCACAGAUGAUGGCGAGAUUGUCUCGCAGAAACAGAACAAAAUAUCCAGUAAGCUGAAUGGCUCAGUGACUCUACGUUUAAAGAUACCCUCCCAAGCUCAAAACAUUGACAAUAAUGAUUCGAGAAGUAGUAGAGAUGAAUUCGAAUAUCAAGAGGAUAAUGACAGAAACAGAGAAACAACAACAUAA
Messenger RNA from Limulus polyphemus (Atlantic horseshoe crab), 1539 nucleotides. Its product is annotated as asparagine-rich zinc finger protein AZF1-like. Bases 1 to 1539 code for a protein of 512 amino acids. Gene Ontology annotation, biological process: regulation of transcription by RNA polymerase II. Lineage: Eukaryota; Metazoa; Arthropoda; Merostomata; Xiphosura; Limulidae. The transcript has a single exon. Gene Ontology annotation, molecular function: DNA-binding transcription activator activity, RNA polymerase II-specific; RNA polymerase II cis-regulatory region sequence-specific DNA binding. The record is from RefSeq and is a predicted model, not a curated record. Gene Ontology annotation, cellular component: nucleus.